AUGAACACACAUACGAGGGACGUUGAGUUUUAUGGGAGUUCGUCUUCUGUUGCCCUCUUAUCUCAUGUUCAACGAAGCGCAGAAGAAGAUCACCCCGACGACGACGCGGGUGCCCUUCUCUCUACUUUGCACAACCCAGCUUUUGAUCCAAGUGGAUCGCAAGACACCCAGAGAAGUCGGAGAAAUACCGAGGACUCUGACAACUCAUUAUGGUACCUGCAAUGUCGUCCCUUUAUAGACGCCUUCUUCUCUACCAUUCACUAUGUUCACCCCAUCCUGGAUAAAACCUCCUUCCUCCAGCGAUGCGAAUCCUUGUGGUCUAGUGAGGAGGCUGGAAAUGUGAGAAUUACAAGCCUUGUAGCUUUAUACUACAGUGUUUUGUCGAUAGGCGCUCUAGUCGGCACUCGGGAUGACGAGCUCAUCGAUGGGAUAACUAACCUAUCUUGGAGCCGCAAGUUCUUUGAUCGAGCCAAAAGCUGUUGCAACCGACUUGGAAUGGUUACAGACCUCGAGAUGGUUCAAUGCUAUUUCAUUCUGGCCAAAGUCUGCCAGAAUGAGCUGCAUCCACAUUUGUCAUACAUGGGUCUUUACUCGCUCGAGACUGAGAUGUCUUUCGCGAUGGGAAGACCAGACACAUUGGGAGCCGACCUGUACCACAACCGACGAUUUCCACUUAUCAAGACCGCCCAAACUGAAGAGGGAAUGAGUUCAGAGCUAUCCGAGCACCCUUGCUGCGCCAUAAUAGAGCAAAUGGUAUACUUCUCGAGGAUCACGAGGAGCAUCAGCCUUAGCAUUUAUUUACCCGAAACGACAGUACCAAUGAUGGUGGCUUUGGCCGGUCAGAUUGAGAGAGAUUUGGAGGGCUGGGCUCGAAAGCUUCCCGAAGCUAUUCGUCCGACAGGCUCAUCAUCUCAAGUGCCUUCUCUAAGAGGCGUCAAAGAUGUCCAGUGGGUGAAAAGACAAAGACUUGUGCUGAACUUGAGAUACCAUAAUCUGAGGAUUCUUCUCUUCGGGUCUUUCCUCCUGAGAUCAACUGCGCAAGAACGAGCUUCGAUCACUGAGACCAAGCAUGGGAUCCAGAAGUGCCUCGAUUCGGCAAAGCAAACGAUCGAACUCAUCUAUCAAACUUAUCAACACAGUGACUUCUUCCGUACAUGGUUCUACAACACCACAUAUACUGUAUUUGCUGCGAGCAUCAUCCUCGUAUACGUAGCACAAGAAGCAGUCGAGACUGAGAUCCAGCCGCUACUCCGCUUAGUCGACAUGGCUGUCGAGAUUCUCAUGAUCAUGGAUGAGUGUGUUGUCGCUCUACAAGCAGCAAAGCUAUUACAACAAGCAAGGGAGAAGGCUACACAGAAGUCGUCGGCCAAAACCUUGGCACCCACUAAUCCAGGGACGUCUUGGCCAGAUGGCAUGGUGUAUCUUAACCAUUACUGGGGGCCACUCAAUCUGCUUGACGGGGAUAUGGACCAGAACCUCGCAUUGUCCUCGAUAGACUUUGAUGAGGCAAAUUUAUUUAUGCCAAUACCUAACUAG
Fusarium keratoplasticum is the source of this 1536-nucleotide messenger RNA. RefSeq names its product Zn(2)-C6 fungal-type domain-containing protein. The transcript is spliced from 7 exons. Lineage: Eukaryota; Fungi; Ascomycota; Sordariomycetes; Hypocreales; Nectriaceae. Bases 1 to 1536 code for a protein of 511 amino acids. Gene Ontology annotation, cellular component: nucleus. Gene Ontology annotation, molecular function: zinc ion binding; DNA-binding transcription factor activity, RNA polymerase II-specific; RNA polymerase II cis-regulatory region sequence-specific DNA binding. The record is from RefSeq and is a predicted model, not a curated record. Gene Ontology annotation, biological process: positive regulation of transcription from RNA polymerase II promoter by galactose; DNA-templated transcription.